Brienomyrus brachyistius is the source of this 5929-nucleotide messenger RNA. It is a transcript of the gene ppl, whose product is annotated as periplakin. Gene Ontology annotation, molecular function: structural molecule activity; cadherin binding. NCBI's taxonomy places the organism in Eukaryota, Metazoa, Chordata, Actinopteri, Osteoglossiformes, Mormyridae. Gene Ontology annotation, cellular component: cytoplasm; cytoskeleton; membrane. The transcript is spliced from 22 exons. The record is from RefSeq and is a predicted model, not a curated record. Gene Ontology annotation, biological process: intermediate filament cytoskeleton organization; wound healing. Bases 158 to 5425 code for a protein of 1755 amino acids.
CGGCUGGUGAAUCGCGCUGGUUGCAUUUACCGUGAGAUCUUACAAGACUUGGAAAAAAAGUCCCCAAACACCCUGUCGGGACAUUAGAGGAACUGUACGGGAUUGUUCCACCCUCCGCCAAAAGGACAAGCGCUGCAGAGAAAGUGAAGCAGCCGCGAUGUUCUCGAAGAAGAGCGGCAAGAAGAGCGUGACAAUCACGUCCAAAAAGGUGCCCAACACUGAGUUGUCUGCACUAAUUGAGAGACUGCAGAGAAAUGCUGACAAAGUGGAGAAGAACAUCUAUGAUGUUGACCAGAACCUGAAAAAGGAUGUCAACAAGAUCAACGAGGGCAAGACGUUUCUGUAUCAGGAUGAGACCAACAAGAAGAUCCAGAACUCCCUGGACCUGCUGGACUCGCUGGACGAUGACGCCUCCAACGCCGGGCGUCUCCAGCAUCCGCAGGCUGAGAUGAUCCAGCAGGAUGUGAAACAGCUCCGGGCCAGAGUGAAUAAACUGCGUGAAGAACAUUCGAGGAUCUACCAACUCACCCGCUCAGAGGGUCUGCCCACUGUGGACUGGGGGCAGGUUAUCGACGAGAAGCAGAGGAACCUGAACAACAAGGGAUUCGGAAAUGACCUGCCCUCGGUCGAGGAUGAAGUUGAGGAGCACAACAUCUUCCACAGCGAAGUGGAAGCCCUUGGUCCACACAUAACCGAUGGCAACGACAAGGGGUAUAACAGCGUCCUGAUACCGAAGUAUAAAAAGCUGCUGGACACUUCUCUGCAGCGGCAGCAGGACCUCCUGAGUCUGAGGGACUACAUGCAACGCUGUACCAACGAACUCUACUGGCUGGACCAGCAGACUGAGGAGCGCAUCAACUAUGACUGGAGCGAUGCCAACCUAGACUACCCGUCACGCCAGAGGCAGUACGAGAACCUGAUCAGCAAGAGCCUGGAGUCUAAGGAAGCAUCUGUCUCCAAGCUGAAUGAAGAUGGAGAGAAACUCAUCGCCUCAAACCACCCUGGGAAGAACGUCAUCGAGGCCCAUAUGGAGGCGGUCAAUGCCGACUGGAAACAGUAUCUCAACCUGCUGAUCUGCGAGGAAACCCACCUGAAGAACAUGGACAACUACCACAAAUUCCAAAAAGAUGCCAGGGACACCCAGGACCUGCUGAAGAGAAUGGACACCGAUGUCAAUCAGAAAUACAGCCCGGAUUUCAAAGACAUGUACCAGUUGGAGGGUCUGAUCUCGGGUCUGGAUGAUCAGGCGAAAGCGAUGGACUACUAUGAUGACCGUGUGAAGGCCCUGCAGAAGAGGAGUCAGCAGGUUCUUCCUCUGAAGUUCCGCAGGGAGACCCCCCAGAAACUCCUCCCAGUGGAGGCUCUUUGUGAUUUCGAGUCUGAGGGGGGACAGAUUGCCCGCGGGGAGAAGUACACCCUUCUCCGGAAUAAUGGCAGCAAGUGGGAUAUCAAAGACCAAGGUGGCAAUAAGCUGUUUGGUCCGGCAGUGUGCUUCGUAAUUCCUCCAACCGAUCCGGAUGCCAUCGGCGUUUCUGACAAGCUUGCCAGUCAGCAGGCGGCCGUUAAGCAGAACAUUGUGUCCAGCAAGGGUGCCCUCCAGAGGCGGCUUGCUGACGUCAGGAAGGAUAGCUCAGCUGGCACUGAUAAACAGGAACAACAGUGUCGCCAGCUGAUGGCCAAUCUGGAUAAAGUAGUUAAUGAUCUGGACAAACAGGAGAAGGCCCUUUACUCUCGUGUCCGCCCCCCACUGGAGCAAAACCGGCCAUUACAGGACAGUGCAGAUCGACUACAAGAUCUGAAGGACAUUAAGGCUGCCGUUCGAAACAUUGAGCCUGAGAAAUCCUCUAAAGUCCGUGAGGCUGAGGUGUUCCUAUCCUCCAACCCCAAAUGCAACAGUGCUCCACAGCUCUACACCAAAAUUGACGAGGCGAAGAACAAGAACGACAAGGUCAACGUGUUGCUCAGGCUCUCAGAGGAUAGACUUCAGAAAUCCAACCUUCUGGAGAACUCUCUGCAGAAUGGAAAGACCCUCCUGGCCAAUUAUGAGAACAAACUGGCCAGGGAGGAAGUGGCCCCAUCGGAUCCCAGCUCCCUGGAAAGGACCCAGCAAGAUCUCUUUGCUAUGUCUUCCGACCUGAAGGCGAAGAAAGCCACGAUCUCCGAGGCAGAGCAGAACCUGAGGGCGGCCAAGGCCAGCUGUGUGGACAUGGCCAGCAAAGUGCAGGAGCAUUCUCCGGAUAUCGAGAGGCAGGAGAGCGAGGUCAACAAGCUCAGCAAGCGUUACGACAACCUGAGCCAACAGAUCGAUGCCAGGUCUCAGAACCUGCAGAGAGCCAAGACUUCUUAUGGAAAUUACCGCACGGAAUACGAUAACCUAAACAGCUGGCUCUCGCGGGUGCCAAACUAUGAGCCGAGGGAGACUGACGACGUCAAGCAAGUGGAGGCAAAACUGAAAAACCAAAGAAACCUGCUGUCUGAUAUCGCGAGGAAAGAAUCUGACCUAAACAACAUCUCAAGAAAUGCACAGCAGUACCAGCAAGCCAUUAAGGACUAUGAAACCGAAACUGAGAAAUUUAAGUCUAUUCUUGACCUUGAAGAUGGCUUAGUCCCACAGACAUAUAAGAGGAGCAGACUCGAGUCACCUGCCUUGAAAGUAAAGCACGAGGAAUCUGCUAUUGAAGCAAAAUUCGCUGAGGUAAAUGCUGUGAACAAGCAAAGACUCCAGAACCUUGAAUAUGCGCAAGGUAUCAUGAACCAGCAACCAGAAAUGUGCAUAGUUCAGCAGAAUGUCCAGAGUGUGAGAUCAGUCCCAGGAGAGGAACCUUGGAGGAUCAAGAAACAGCUGGAAGAGGAGAUUCACAGACGGGAGCAACUUGAAAAGGAGAUCCAGGCCAUGCAAACGGACAUUUAUGUGCUGGAGGGCCAAAAGCCCCAAGACACAAUUGUCAAGACGGAAGUGAUUAAAAAGGUCCCUGAUCCACAGUUGAACGAAGAAGUGCAUAAAGUCCAGCAGAAACUGUAUGAUGAGCAAAGGACAACCAGGACCCUGGAGAGUGAGCUAGACGCUCUUCGACUGAAGCUGCGUGGGGUAGAGAGAGAGAAAAGCGAAGACGCACAACAGUAUGUCGUAAAAGAGGUUCUCCGCAUUGAGAAGGACAAGGCACAGGAAGAGGAGGUCCGAAAGCUGAGGGAUGAACUAGAUGACGUCAGGAGGCAAAAGAUAGUCAGAGAAAGUGAGAUAACACACAUUCAGAAAGAAGUCACUCUGCUGGCACAGCAGAAAUCCAAAGAGCAGGAGGUGAUCAAGGAGGAGGAAAUAAUCAAGGUGCAAAAUGACCCGCAGCUUGAGGCGGAGUAUCGGCUGCUUCUAGAGAGGAAGCAAAAGGAAACUGAGAGUCGAAAGCACCUGGAGGAUGAACUGCGCUUCCUGCAAGAGAAGCUGAAGCGGCUGGAGAAGGAGAAGUCCAUGGCUGAGGAAAAGAUCUCCAUCAAAGAAGUUCUGAAGGUCGAAAAGGACAUCACAUUUGAACGGGAGGUUGAAAAUCUAAGACGCCAGUAUGAAGAUGAAAAGGCGAAAAACAGGUCCUCGCAGAGAGAGAGAGCAGAUUUUCAGAGGAAGAUCACAAGCCUGGAGGAAGAGAAGUCGAAGGUGAUUGUACAGGAGAAAAUGCGGGAGAUUGUCCGGCCUGAUCCGAAGGCUGAGAACGAGGUGGCUAAUCUGCGUCUUGAACUGAUCGAACAACAGAGACGCUACAAGGAUGCAGAACUGCAGCUGAAGCGCCUUCAGGAUGAACUAGCUAUGCUGCAAAACAGAGGGCCACAAAUAGAGUAUCAGGAAAUGAUUAAAGAGGUCAUUAAAUACAAGACAGACCCAGAAACUGAGAGGGAGCUGGAAAGACUCAGGAAUUCCAUUGUAGAUAAAACCCACCAAAUUGAAAAGAGUGAAUUAGAAAUCCGACAGCUGAAAGAUGAGAUUCAGAUGUGGAAGGACACUAAGCCCAAGGUGCAAGUGAAGGAGGUCAUGAAUGAGGUCCUUCAGUAUCGUGAGGAUCCCAAAACCAAAGAGGAGGUGGAGACCCUCAAGAAGAAACUUGCAGAGGAACAGAAAAAGCGUUUGGAAUUGGAGAGUGAGCGGGCCAGCAAUGAAGAAAAGAUCCGACUUAAAAAGAUAGACCUUUCCCAGGUCAGGGAAAAAUAUGUCCAGCAGGAAGUUGUGAAAGUGGAGGAAGACCCACACCUGAAGGCUGAAUGUCAAUCAUUCAGUCAAAAUAUCCUGAAUGAACAGAAGCAGAAGAUCAACCUUAAGGAUGAGCUCACAAAACUCCAGUAUCAAAAGUCUGACCUAGAAGCUCAGCUGGAGGAGCUGGAGCGUGAGCGAAGAGUUCGGAGGGAGGCGGAGCUUGAGAUCCAGAGGCUGAAGGUCCGUCUCAAUGAGCUGGAACUUAGAGACAAGGAGACGAGAGAGAAGGUAACAGUGAAGCAGAAGGUGGUGCUUCAACAAGAUCCCCAACAGGAAAAGGAACAUUCCAUCCUCAACGUACAGCUAGAGGAGGAGAAACACAAACGUAUGCUGCUUGAGAAGGAGGUUGAGGUCUUGCAACAAAAACAGAUAACCUUGGAGAGAACCGAAGUCAAAGAACAAGUGGUCCGUACAGAAAAGGUCCAGGUCGAGAGAGAUCCUGAGGCUGAAUUAGAGAUCGAGAGGCUCCGCAGGACUCUAGACGAUGAAACAAAGAGGCGACGCGAGUUGGACCAGCAGCUCAUUGAUAUUAGAACCAAAUUAUCUGACAUGGAGUUCACUAACACCAAAUCCUCCAAGGAACUAGAAUACAUACGGGAUGAAAGUGCCAGGCUGCAGCAGGAGAACCAGCGACUGCAGAAUGAAAUCCGAAGGCUGCAUUCAGAAAUCCAGAUCACAGUCAAGGAGACUAAGCAAAUCACAGAGUUUGCUCCAUUAGAGAGUGGGAGGAACCUUGAGCUGAGGAUAUCCUCACUUCAGAAGGAGCUAGCAGACCUGAAGAGCAUCACCAAUGAAAAAGACAGAGAAAUUGAAAAUCUCCAGAAAAAUCUUUCUUCUAUGGCAGUCAAGAGAGAACAGAGGGAAAGCCACCUUAGACGCUCUAUAGUCAUCAUCGACCCAGACACAGGCAAAGAAAUGAAGCCAGAAGAAGCCUAUCGUGCUGGCCUCAUUGAGUGGAAGAUGUUUGUGAACCUUCAGAGCCAGGAGUGUGAUUGGGAGGAGAUUUCCGUCAAGGGUCCAAAGGGUGAGUCCAUGGUGCUGCACGACAGAAAGUCGGGGAAGAAGUUCUCCAUUGACGACGCCCUGAAGUCUGGCAACAUCACUAGCAAACAGCUACAGCAGUACCAAAACAAAGAAAUCACCAUCCAAGAGUUUGGCUUAAUGCUUGCAGGCAAAAACAAGUAAACAACACAGGAAAGAACAUUCUGUACCUUUAAGAGUGUCUCAACACAUGGAUUAUACCAUUUUAUUGCAAGAGCUGACAGUGGGAAAAAAAUCAUAAAUACAUAAAAGGGUGUCUUUUCUUAUGUCUUGUUAUUCUAUGGGGCAUAACUCUUCUGGGUUAAAUUAAGGACAUAAAUUAUGAAUAUACAAAAUACAGUUAAGGCCUGUUAAUGUGAUAAUUGAGAUAUAUUCUCAAAACUAAACAUAAUGGACUGGGCAGUUUUUUUUUUUUGCUUUGCUAACAAAUGAAGCCGAUAUUGGUUCUUAAUUGUUUCUUCUGUGUCUUUUAUUGGGAAACUCUGCACAACCAGUCUCUGAUACCUGUACUAUAUUGAUGUAUUAACUUCCUGGAUGAAUAUUAAUUAUAUGCAUGGCACGAUUUAUAAACCUCAUGGAUUAACAGAUAUAUCAUUAUGAAGUAUAUUUUGCAUAUGAGAAUAAUAAACUAGUCAUUUUGGGGAAAAA